AAUCAGCACGUGUUAUUAGAACUGUCUAAUUCUAGAAGACCACUAAGAAGAGGAUAUAAAUUGCCACACUCAAAGAACAACAUACAAUAAUUUCCUUUUGUCUCAAAAAAAUCAUCAACAAAGUGUAUGGAGAGAAACAAAAUUCACCAAACAACAAGCAUUGUUAUAACAAAUUAUGAAGAUGAAGAUGUCACAACGACAGAACAAGAGGAACACACAGAGGUAACAUUAUCCUACAAACAGGCAUCGUUUCCAGGAAAUUUAAAAAAGAAUCUUCAAAAUCGUUAUUGUAGUGAGAAACAAGUGGAUGCUGGAAGUUCUCAAUCGAAUUCACCCUUUCAGGAAUUUGCAUUGAAGGAUUUACCAAGAUAUUCUCCAAGUAGGUUCACAUCUUUAGAAAUUGCUGGAAGUUCUCAAAAUUCACCGUCUCAGGAACUUCGUUUAAAGGAUUUACCAAGAUAUUCUCCAAGUAGGUUCACAUCAUUAGAAACUGCUGGAAGUUCUGAAUCGAAUUCGCCGUCUCAUGAACUUGCAUUGAAUGACUUACAAAGACAUUCUCCAACUAAGUCCAUUAAAACAGCAUCACCAAAAGAUGAUAACAAUGUUAUUAUUGAGUUGGCUGCAAAAGUGCAUGCACAAGAACGUCCAGUUCAGGUUUCUCCUGACUUCCCAAAGAUGCCAUCCAUACAAAAAGGGCAUUAUUCUACUCAAAAACAAGGAUUGGAACUUUUACAUAAAGGAGAAAUAGAAAGCAACCCUAUCGGUAUUUCCUCUCCGAAAUAUUUCAGGUCGGAAAUGACGAUCGGGCCUAAAGAACAGAGCAUUUAUGAAUCUCAAAACACAAAACAGCAACGUCUACAUCAGUAUUCACCAGGCUUUCCUUCCCCAGUAUUCAUAUCCUCUGCAAACUCAUCACUAUUGCGACCGGUUCCAAAGGCAAGUAAUAUUUUUAACUUUGAUAUGCCAUAUGCACGUUUUCAUUUAGAUCGGAAGGUAUCCUCAGCUGUCCCUACGAUGUCUCCGGGAAUUAAUUUAUCAUUUUUACAGAGUCCAAUAAAGCAUAAUCCAAUGUCAGAAAUGAAUCAAUUGUUCGUUUCGCCACUAGGAAUGUCGUCUCUAGGAAUGUAUCCUAGUCAGUCCUUCAAUAGGAGCUUACCUAAGAUACCGAGGCGCUCUGUAUUAGAACAAAAUCAUCAUCAUCGUCGAACCUUGUCCGACUCCGAUGCUUACUCGUGCCCAGUGUGUAAUCAAGUGUUCUUUUCCUAUGAUAGCUUAGCAAAACAUAUGGUUAAACAUCUAGGAACCGAAACUGUGCCACAUGGUGACAACAACAACAAAGGACACUAUUGUUCAGUUUGCAAUAGGUCUUUUUCACGAAGCGACAUGUUGACCCGCCACAUGAGACUUCACACUGGAAUAAAACCGUAUGAAUGCAGUGAUUGUGGACAACAAUUUAGUCGAAGUGAUCACUUAAAAACACACGAACGCACCCACACAGGAGAAAAGCCAUAUCGAUGCAAUUUAUGUCCUUAUACUGCUUGCAGACGGGAUAUGAUCACACGUCAUAUGAGAACGCAUUACAAAAAUGCGGGAAAGCGGGUAAAUAUUCUUUCAGUCCCUGAAAGAGAUGAACAUGUUCGAAACAGUUCAGUUUCAAGUACCGAGACGAUCGAUUCAAAGUGUACAUCAUCUACACGAACGUUUUCACAGUCUAGUUUAGAAAGUGGGGAAUACAAUUAAAAAAAUACUUAAAAUGUGGUUCAAAGAACAACA
This is a messenger RNA of Mytilus trossulus (common blue mussel), 1773 nucleotides long. RefSeq names its product zinc finger protein Gfi-1b-like. Bases 127 to 1740 code for a protein of 537 amino acids. The transcript has a single exon. The record is from RefSeq and is a predicted model, not a curated record. NCBI's taxonomy places the organism in Eukaryota, Metazoa, Mollusca, Bivalvia, Mytilida, Mytilidae.